This is a messenger RNA of Oikopleura dioica, 927 nucleotides long. The record is from the annotation of a GenBank genome assembly. NCBI's taxonomy places the organism in Eukaryota, Metazoa, Chordata, Appendicularia, Copelata, Oikopleuridae.
AUGAUACCGCCAGGAGUUCACUACAUUUCGUACAGAAUCAACAACUCGCCCACAUCCGGCUUUUUCCACAAUUUCUCCCAAAAGGAAGUCUUCUCCCGAAAAUGGGAGCCUGCCUCCGCCGUGUUCAAAGAACUCGACCAACUGACAGCGUCUAAUAUCGCCCUCCCAGAAAAUCUCAAAACGAUGGACGGCGAGCUGGCACCGUAUCCGAUUGAAGAAUACAAGAAAUGGUGCGGCUUGUCGAACUUGAUCUCGAAGAAGGCUUUGCUGCGGUUGGACCCGAAGUGUGGAUUUGUUGAUUCCGUUUGCGAUUACACCCCUGCUGUGGAUGAGAAUAACAGAUCGAAGUUGGAUAAAGAUGGGCUUCCUAUUCUCAGCCAGACCGAAGAAAGUCGAAUUCAAUACACUGCCGUUAGUCGCCAAUGGUGGCCGGAAAAUUGCUCCCCUUCCGAGAGAUCUCUUCAUGCUCAAGACUCCAGUUGGUUUCUCGGAGAACUCGUGAAGAAAACCGGCUCUUCGGAAGAUUUGCUGGCAGAGCUGCAGUACUCGUACAUUGUUUUUGUUCUUGGCCAGCAUAUGGCGAGCUUUGAUCAUUGGAAACAGCUUCUCAGGGUUUUUUCUUACUGCACCGACAUCGUCACGCAUUCCGCUCUAUACCAGAAGUUCUUCACUGCCCUUUACUUUCAAAUCCAAACGAUGCCCGAAGAUUUUAUGGUUGACAUCGUGUCCUCCAACAAUGUCGUUCUUCAAUGUCUCAACCAGCUUUUCCGAAAUGUCUUCGACGCAAAAGCAGAAAUACCACCCGCUCUUUUCCUCCGAAGCUCGAAAUUUCGAACCUACUGCGAGACAAAGUUCAACUGGAAGCUUUACGAAGAUGGAGAGUCAGAAGAUGACGACGAAGAUGGUCCCACAAUCGUCCAACUCUAG